UGGUUAACGUAGCAGAAGCAAAGGAACCGGAUCCACCUAUGAAAGAUUUGCCGAAAAGUGAUUUGUCACUAAUUUAUUCUAACAAAAACUUCUCUGCACCCCAGAAUGUUUCACCCAAGAGUGAAUCUCUGCAAAGCAAUUCUUCCAAGAACGAUGUGGUGAAAAAUGAUCUUCCCUUGUUGCAAAGCUAUGCACCGAAAGGAGAUUCCCCUGUAAAAGAUCUAUCUGAGCAAGAGUCGACUAAAAAUGAUUCUUCAAAGCGCGAUUCUGUGCCUCAAAAUAUUUCCCUCAAGAAUGAUUCGCCACUGACUAGAUCUCGUAGGGCAGAUUUUGGGGUGAAGAAUCUACCAGUGAGGGAUUUGCCCCUAGAAGAUGAUCCUAAUAGCGAUUAUUCGCCGUUGAGUAAUUCUUCGGUAAGCCCACAAAAAAACGAUUCCCUGCUGCGAAGUGAUCCGCUUAAAACAGAACCUCCGCUCAACAAAACAACCAAAUCGGAUUUCGAACUAUUAGUACCGAGUAAAAAAAAAUUAAAAGGGGUCCCAGGCAAAGAUGCGCAAAUUACAUUUUCGCCUAAUGGGGCAGUCAAGAAGCUACAAAUCGUGUUAUCAAGAGAACGGGUCAAAACUGAGAUCUACCGGAACGUGUCCAGCUACUUGAUGAAGAAAAUACAAUCUAAAAAAUCGGAAGUUCUCAAUGCCCAAGUGCUACGUAGUAAUAUAGCGGCCGAGAUGAAUGAUGUAAAUCGUCAGCUGCUGGAGAUUGAAAUACAGCAGGAAAAUGUCCGAAAGCUGCUGAACGAGUGCCAGGGAACACUCUCCGGAAAGGUUACAUAUCGUCUGGCCAAUAUCGAGGCCAAUAGGUUGGUCAAGGAAGAGCGGGAGCCCAUCAUCAGGUAUAGCCACCGGAACAAGUACCUGAAACUCCUAAGGGAGCUGCGCCGGAGAAUAAAGGAGGAAAUUCAGAAGAUCUCUAGGCUAGUGGAUGACACAACCACCACCGAGAACCCCACUGAUGGGAUAUUUCCAACUCUACCUUGGUAG
This is a messenger RNA of Drosophila takahashii, 1040 nucleotides long. RefSeq names its product Accessory gland protein 26Aa (gene Acp26Aa). Lineage: Eukaryota; Metazoa; Arthropoda; Insecta; Diptera; Drosophilidae. The record is from RefSeq and is a predicted model, not a curated record. Gene Ontology annotation, biological process: mating. Gene Ontology annotation, cellular component: extracellular region.